CUGUGAGGAGUGCAGGGAAGAAAGAACUGUGACUAAAGAGGAACUACAACAGGGACGUUACCCAUUUCCUAUCUUUUUAUAUUUUAUUUUUUUCCCUGUGCUUUGCCUCUGCUGAGUGGAUGUAGAGCAUUAGGUUGUGAUCAUGCGGUGUGUUUGCUCCAGUUACUGUACAGACAGGAUGAGAGUGUCUAUGUGCUGGCUCUCGGAUUGAUGGAGCUUUACGGCUGGAUGAAAGCAGAGAAAAUGCAGACAUAUGAGAUUACAAGGGAUUCUGCUGAGUUUUGCAUUGACUCUGUUUAUGCCACUUAAUCAGCCUGCCAUGCAAGGACCGAUGCUUUGCAGUGCUGGUGCUUAUAAAAUGGACGUCUCCCCAAAGUCAGGAGAAACUCUGAUUGUGUGCCACAUCCAUGGCCAGUCUGCUGGGGGGGACCUAUCUGUACAGACAUCCAGACGGCCACGCACUUUGAAUUUAACCCACAGUAUAUCCCUUCCUGAGAGAGGAGAUCUGCCGAGGGAAGCACUUGACUAUGGCUAUCUAAGCCACACAAGUUCAAAAGAAACAGAGCGCAAAAAGGUGACUGAAAAUUCUCGAGUGUAUGAAUCGUCCCCAAUGCUUUGUGCUUUGAACUCUCCAUCGACCAGUCCUCGACUAAAACAAGAGCCAUUGCAUCGCAGAGGUACUCCCAGGUGGCAUAACCUCUUCAUCCCUGAAUCAGAAGUGAAUGAGGAUGAAGAGGAUGAGGACUCCGAUGGAGACAACUUGCACAAGUACAAUGAGGGGUCAUCCCUUCAACUACAGGGAAAUGUGACUCAAAGUAAUAUGAAUCCUUUUAGCCAAGUCAAAGAACAGGAAAGGGCAUUUGAUACAGGUUGUGCCGAUCGCAGGGAUAGCAGAGGAACCCCUGUAUUAAUGGACUGUGAUGAACAGGAUUGGGGUGAUGAGGAAGACUUCAGCAAGCAUACUCUCGUGGAACCUGAUAACAGCUGGGCUCCAACUGAAAAAGUUAUCGAAUCCAUUACUCAAAACCAAUCAGACUAUGUCACUGAUUCUUCCUGUAACAGCUCAGAUGGAGUGCUGGUUAACUUCAGUGCCAUCUACCACAAAACCAACAAUGCAGUUCCUGCAUCUCCACUAAGUCUAGAUAGUCCCGUUCCUGGAUCUGGUAUGGUAUUACAGGACAGUUCAAACCCUUUACCCAGCUGGUCAUCUCACAACCCUGAUCCAAACUGCAACAUCUACCCAUUCAAUGAAAUUUCUGACCUCACCAUGUGUCUGCAGAGUCAGGCACGGUUAGCAGGUUCCACCCAGAAUUACUAUAAACUGGUGACAUGUGACCUAUCAUCCCAGUCUUCACCUAGCCCUCCUUGGUCCUCUUUGACCAGUUUCUCUGAGACUCAAAGCCAGGGAAGCUGUUCUCCACCUUCUGAAUACUUCCUAUUUGGACAUUCAGAGGAAGAGGAAAGGGAGAAGCCAAAGGUUUGCCAAACUGAACACAAGGGUGAUGGGAACAUUGAAGUGAAUAAUAUAAGACGAGCUGAUAAGGACCAAUCCAAGGGAACAAAAGAGAGAAUGGCACACAUAAAAACCCAUCAUUCUGCUCCAAGAGAACAUAAAAGUUUUAAUUAUAUUAAGACUCCUCAGUCUCAGAGCUGGAUUAGCAGCCAAAAAUGUUCUACCUUAUCAAAUCUGGGAGCCCUACAAAACAGCUGUCCGAGCCAUUUGGACACAAAUUUAUCUUCACCUCUGUCUAGGCAACAUGCCACCUCUUUUGUAGAAAUUGCCCGAUGUAAGAAGGGAAAUGGAGAGCAAUCCAUCAAAAAGUACAUUGAGGAUCCAUCAGGCUCACAAUUCAUCCAAAACCUCUCUUCUAUCCAGAAACAGGAUGAUUCAGAGAUGGCAACAAAGUCCCUGAGUGCUGACAGCAGUAGUCAAUCCAAUCCACGAGGUGCUUCAUCUCCAGAAGUUGUGCGAUACACAAAAGCACAACGGCCCACCUUUCUCCCUAUUCAGCCCUUUGUGCUUCAGGCACCCUCAGGAAAACAACAGACCAAAGCACUUGGUUCCCUUCUUAAUCAGUACAUCAGCUACAAGUACAGCAAGCCUGGGCCAUCCAAAGCUACUUGCAAAAGCAAGUCAUAUCCACAUCAUAAGCAACCUUCACCUCUCAGGAGUUCCUCUAACAUUGACCCGGAGGCAGCGACCAGUUCAGACACUUGUUCCACCUGCACAUCAAGUCCGUUCUUGCCCCAUAACCACUCCCAGUGUACCCAUCCCUGCACAUUUUUGGGGCUCAUUCACCAGGACAGAAAUCCUCAUAUGAGUCCAAAUAUGAGACCAAGAAGCCCACAAAGCCAAGAGCAAGCAGAUGGGAGUCCAAAGGCCUGUUCAAGUCAAACACAGUUAAGCCAAAAACAUUCUUGGUAUGGAAAACAAGCAUCUCAGAAAUGUCCACUCAAGCAAGCUCCCAUUGUUCAGACUCCGACUCCACAAUUAAUCAAAGAGGAGACUACAUGUCCUUUGGAAGCAUCCUUUCCUUUACAUCAAAAUUCCUCCCCUGCCAUUACCUCAGUCACCUCCUUGACCUCUAUCACCUCCAUUGUCUCUCCACCAUCCACUGGACGGAAAUUCCUUUGGCCUUUUGAAGCUUCAUCACAGGUCUGCACCAAUGAAAAUCCUAACACCAAUGUUCAACACUUCUUUAAGCCAAGGAGAUCACCUUGUGUUAUGAGGGAACGUCAACAUGGUGACUCAUUGUCCAUGACUGACAGACCCCCUGAAGUGUUCUGCCUCUCCCCAGAAGCCCCUUCAGAUCUUCUUUUAAUUGAUCUUUUGCACAAGAGAAGUAUGUUGAAAGCUGUGGGUUUGGCAGUGGAUCUCAUAAUGGCACAUUUCAAUUCAAGAAAAGACCCAGAAGAAAAGAUCAGACUGGGAAAUAGUUUACUGUGCACCACUAUCAGCCACCUUGUCCUUAAACAGCUCUACCCUGCAAUCCAGAACAUCCUUCAAGAUGGUUUCAAAGCCUAUAAAUUGGACUUGAUUAUUGGACAACGGCGCAACAAACUAUGGAACAUCGUAGAGGCCACGGCACGACCAGGCUCAUCUACCCAACUGUCUGACAGCUUGGUAUCCGCGGUAAAAAAAUGUUCCCAGUUAUCAAGUCGCAUUCGGCUCAGUGUCUUCAUCAUAGAUCUUCUAAACUUGCAUGCUUUGGAAUCCUGGAUCCGUCAUUUAUACAAUUGCAUUGAUGUUGUGUCAGAACACUAUCACCAUUGGGGGUUCUUGGCUCUGGCCCAGGGGCCAACUUAUGGACCUCUGUUCCAUGAGCUUCUUCUUUUGCUGCAGCCACUCUCCCUGCUGCCAUUUGACCUCCAUCUUCCAUCCAAACCUAAUCUUCAAAGUAAGGAAAAACAAAACCACAGAGCACCCCUGCCUCUUCGGCUUGUUGCCCAGUCAGCUCAGAUCCUGCAGAUGAGCUUGAUCCAGGACAACAGCAGGAGUCCAACAGGUCACAGUGAUGCCUUCAGGAAAAGGGUGACUGAUGGAUUUUGGCUUAAUCAGACACCCACCUCAGAGUGUGAAACACAGAAGAAAGAGGAUGCAGCAACUGGAAGGAAAAACAAUGAGAUGCCACAAUCUUCAACAAGUCCUCUGGAGGACAAACACUUGAGUGAGCUGCGUUGGGCCAGGCUCUUCGGCGCUAAAGUUGGAACACCAGUUGGCCCACAGAAGGCACAAAAAAACAUGAGUGGACCUCUAAGAAGGCGGCCCUCAGAAUGGCUGAAGCUUGGUGCAUCCAAAGUGGAUCUGCCCGCACAGUCAGUAUGGAUAGGAAAAUUGCCAGAGACUCAUCUGAGUGGUAACCAUGACAGAGAUACCCCAAACGAAGAUGAAAUAUCAUUCUAAAGAGCCCACAAGGAGUCUGAUUUUAGCUAGAUGGAGUAAAAGCACAAUUAAUCUAAAAUAAGUGCACCGUAUCUGUUCCCGGAUAGAAUAUUGCCUUAGUGAUUUACCAAUCAGGACAAUUUGUAUUAUACCUUGGUCUUUAAAAGGUAAAAAAAAAAAUAUUCACUAACUUUAAGCCAUGAUGAGAUAAAGUUAUUAGAUUGAAUUUAUAACACAAUCAUAGUAUAGUGUAGAGUAUAUAACAUGGAUUGAUAUCGUCUGCCAGCAAUCGAGCACAAAACUGGAACUGAGGUCCCCAGAAGUCUUUUCCAACCAAACCCUGCACUUUAUCUCUGUCUCAGGUCACUAUGUCAAGUAAAUCUAGUCAUAUAAUUUCUGCUGUUGUUGAACUAUGUGGCAUAAAAAAAAAGAAGACUUUUCCUCAAGGUCUGUUUGAAAUAGUUUCUAUAACCAUUUCCAUGCAUGACACAGUAGCAUUAAUAACUAUGCAUGACAAAAAAUAGUUUUCCUUUUUA
Carassius gibelio (silver crucian carp) is the source of this 4419-nucleotide messenger RNA. RefSeq names its product AP-4 complex accessory subunit RUSC2. Bases 254 to 3904 code for a protein of 1216 amino acids. The transcript has 11 exons. NCBI's taxonomy places the organism in Eukaryota, Metazoa, Chordata, Actinopteri, Cypriniformes, Cyprinidae. Gene Ontology annotation, cellular component: cytoplasmic vesicle. The record is from RefSeq and is a predicted model, not a curated record.